AUGAGGAAACUUGGAUCUUCUCUGAAUCAAAUUAGCCCUACUCAACUGGUUGAGGCAAAAUUUCAACAAAAUCUUGCAGACUAUAGGAAAAUUUUACAAAAAAUUUUACAGGGAGUACCAUCAAAUCCUGAUAACAUAGAAAAUAAAGAUGACGUGGAGCCCGGCAAUCUUUUAGUUUCUAUCAACAAUAUCUCUGAGAAUUAUAAAUCAAAUAUAACUGAUAUAAAAAUUACUAAAGCAAAACUGCUUGACUUUGAUGUUGGUAGUCUAAAAAAUGAAAGACCAAAUGCUUCUGAAAUUGAGGAAGUAGUUCGUAGGGGUCCAGAAAAGAUCCCAUCUCAAUUUCCAAAAGAUGUGAACGGACAUUCAUUUCCUGUUUGUAAAAUACAUACAAGUAUGAAAAAUGGAAAAUAUGUUGCCCGUGAUUGGCUUGUUUGGAGCAAAGUUAAACAAUCGAUAUUUUGUUUUCCUUGUCGCCUUUUUAGCAAACUACCAACAGCAAGUCGCUCACGUUUAACAACUAUAUCUGGGUAUUGUUUUCAAAGAAAAUGGAAAAAUUACAUGACAAAAUUCCAGAGCAUCAAAACAGCAGCAACCAUAAAUAUUGAUAUAUUAAAUGGCGCUAUUGGAAAAAAACUAUCUGAACAAAGUGAUGAAGUCGCAGAAAUUGAAGAGAAGACAACAAGCAAUUACCUUUCACCGGAAAUACAAAAUGAGUUUAUAGAGUGUUGUGCCAAAAAAGUAUUAGACGUUAUUCUAAGUGAACAAGAAGCAGCAAAAUAUUACUCAAUACUUGUUGAUAUAACCCCUGAUUCAGCAUAUAUGGAACAAACUGUAUUUAUAUUGCGUUAUGUUUAUUUAAAUGAAGAAAAUAAUUUCUACGAAGUUCAACAGCGAUUUCUAGAGUUUGUUGACUGCAAUCAGAAAACGGGAAAAACUAUUGCUGAAUUAAUUUGCAGUGUUAUUAAAAAACACAAUAUACCAAUGAUAGACUGUCGUGGUCAAGGUUAUGACAACGGUAACAACAUGAGCGGUCGAUAUAAAGGAGCACAAGCAGAGAUAAUUAAAGAGAACCAAUUGGCAAUCUAUUCUCCAUGUGCUUGUCAUAGCUUAAAUCUAUGUGGUGUCCAUGCCGCAGAGUGCUGUGCAGAGGUUAUAAACUUCUUCGGUGUUGUGCAAAAAACUUAUAACUUGUUCAGCUCUAGCCCGCAAAUAUGGCAAAUUUUAAAAGAAAACAUUGGAUGCUCUUUGCAUAGCAUGUCAGAUACACGUUGGUCAGCCAGGAUUGAAAGUGUAAAACCUUUUGUAGAACAUAUUCCUGGUUUAAGGAGUGCUAUCCAAGACUUAAAGAAGCUAAAUCUUACUGCCGAGUCUCGAUCAGAUAUCAAACGUAUUGAGAAAUACUUGGGUUUAUUUGAGUGCAUUAUACUCGCAAGUACUUGGUUUAAAGUUCUAACAAGCAUCAAUUACAGAAACACAGUUUUGCAAGCCAGAGAUGCAACUUUAAAUGUGGAGGUUUUAAAUUUAAAAAGCUUAAUUGAUGACCUCUUAUUAUUGAGAAACAACUGGGAUUUAAUUUUAAAUGAAUGUAAACUUGUUGCCGAAAAUCUGGACUGUGUCAUUGGUAAUAUGAAUUGGCGUUUUGAGGCAGUCAAAGAUCUUGAGGAAACAUUUGGUGUUGUAUGGAAAUACAUGACAUUAGAUAAAGAUCUGCUGCGUGAGAAAGCUUCAUCUAUUUGCGUUAAAUACAGCAUUGAUGUUUCUCUCGAUUUAAUAGACGAAAUAGAACAUUUAAAGGCAAUUCAUGCAUCAAAUCUUAGCAUAAUACAAUUAUCGCUGUUUCAAUUAUUGAACAAACUCCGUGAAUUGAAGCUUGAUUCUCUUUUCCCAAACAUUUUAGUUGUUCUUAUAAUUUUUUGUACACUUCCAGUUACUGUUGCACAAGCAGAACGCUCUUUCAGCACGCUUGCAAGAGUUAAAAAUGUUUUACGUUCUACGAUGUAUCAAGAUCGACUUUCUAAUUUGGGAAGACUAGCGAUUGAGGCGCCACUUGCAAGGAAACUAGACUUUGAUGCAGUUAUCGAACUUUUUGCUAGCAAAAAAUCUCGCAAAGCUUAUUUUGGUUAA
Hydra vulgaris (swiftwater hydra) is the source of this 2127-nucleotide messenger RNA. Its product is annotated as zinc finger MYM-type protein 1-like. Gene Ontology annotation, molecular function: protein dimerization activity. The record is from RefSeq and is a predicted model, not a curated record. Lineage: Eukaryota; Metazoa; Cnidaria; Hydrozoa; Anthoathecata; Hydridae.